Glarea lozoyensis ATCC 20868 is the source of this 1305-nucleotide messenger RNA. RefSeq lists its product as uncharacterized. Lineage: Eukaryota; Fungi; Ascomycota; Leotiomycetes; Helotiales; Helotiaceae. The record is from RefSeq and is a predicted model, not a curated record. Bases 1 to 1305 code for a protein of 434 amino acids. The transcript is spliced from 2 exons.
AUGUUACUUCGCCGGAUCCGCAAACCUUUGAACCAGACUGACGGAUGCAUUAUGAGCUCACCCGAAUCACACGACAACAGUAGCGACAAUGAACCUUGUUGGCUAUUAAAACUACCACGCGAGAUUCGAGACAUGAUCUGGACUCUAGUUUUGGAACCAACAGUAUUGUUUUCCGUGGACACCCGGCCAAUGUCUCUCCAGCAUGGCUACCGCCUCAAUUACGGCGAGGAGUUUUGUGAUACAGCAGAGUACAUGCAGAAUUAUACCAACUUCCUUUUGCUCAAUAUUGGCGUCGGACCUCCGCCUACGCCUCCCAUAUGCAAAAAAGUGACUUUCGGAACGUUUGCAAUAAAUGGCUACCGCACCGAUGGGGAAGAGCGUCUGGAUAGAACAGCAUAUAUACAGAAACUUUUCGACUUUUACUUCCCCGAAGACGGUGUCGCUCCUCCACCCGGGCCUCCCAGAUGCGAAAAUUUCGAGUUUGAUUGUCAUCCUUACGAAAUCUACAGCUUUCUGGAAACUACGUCGGCGGCAUUUCUCAAGAACAUCAGGUCUAUUGUUUUGGGAGAGCAUCUGGUCUCGGAUGACCUCGACUUUUUCUCCGAAUAUUGUCAGACGAAACUCACACUUGAAGCGGCCGAACCGUUCAGGAGCGUCAGUCAGUUGCCCCCGUACGGCCUGGGUCUAAAUCGCGUGUACCCUUACGCUACCCCCGACCUUGAGAUUGACUACCACAAGUACAAGAAGUCGCGUAUCAUCCAGCUUCUUGACUCUCAACUCCCGUGCCUAAAGGAAGUUGCAUUGUGUGCACUAUUAGACGAGUUGCACGGCUUCUUCUACCCGAUCGUCGUUCCGAAUUUCCUCAGGAUGCUGAUUGCUGGAAGGAUAGACAACUUGCAGCUUUUAUACGACUACAGCGGUGAUUGGGAGCCUCCCAUCUUAAGCGAGCGCCGGGAUAUGGCGGCAUUCUUCGUGGAGAAGAUAAAUAAGUUUGACUUAAGCCCUGAGAUCCAGAGCGUCUUUCCAGACGAAGUCAGCCAUUUUUGUCUGAAAGAAACAAGAACCGAGGGCCUCACCUGGUGGUGCGAAGCGGAAGUUAAUUGCAACGAUAGGGAUUCGGAAACUAGGUUGCAGGAAAAUCCUGCUCCAGAGGUUCAGACUGUCAUUGAUAUACGCAGGGUGUUGUUGUCGGAGGAACAUGAUGACAGUGUGAAGCGUUCUAGGGAAAAGACAGCAAAUAAAUUGCGACGUUCGGAACGGAUAUCAAAAAGAGAGAGACUGUUGGAUGCCGAUAAAACUGGUUGA